AUGAGUCUCGUCCGCCACAAAGCCCGCCCGACUGCUGCUACAGACUCUCAGACCAGGUCUCACCCAAGAGAGAAGAGAGAGAACAUCAAUAACCCCCCAGAUUCUGUUGUCGUGCACGGACAGGCGGAUGCAGCACUCGCUGCUCGUACAGGUACUCGUGCAGGUAUGGAUUGGAUGGUAUCGAUUCCGUACAGGUAUUACUGCACACCCACGCCCGCAUUCACAGGCACUGGCUACCUUACCUGGCAACUGGAGACAUCCAAUGCCCGCAGACUGGAUGCAGCUCUCAAAACCCCCAAACCGCGCGCAUCCAAGACCGACACGCUCAGCGCCCCAUCGCCAACUGGAGCCUCCAUCCACAGCGUGCCAGAAUCACCGCCGCCAGCGUGGAUGCUCUGCGCUGGCCGGUACCAGCAAAUUGCGUGGCUGACUGCGUGGAGGACAAGUCACCUGCUGCGUGUCCAGGAUCUUGCACUGUGGACUCAUGGCUUCACCAACGAAAUCGAGGGCAGAAUCUCCAUCCGUGGGCAGUGCCGCCGUGCGCCGUCGGUACGUGAGACUGCUAGUCCGCGAUCUGCUGCUGACCAACUCGGUGCCAAUCCUCCAAGCGACGCCGCCUCGCUUUUGGCACCUGGUGCCGAGCACAGUACGUGUAAGUCGCCAUCGCUCCGCUACGAGGUUCAGGAACACUUGUCAGCCGCGGACAUGGAGUAUCUCUCUUCAUUGGAAAUUUCGCCAUCAUCUGCUCGGAAAUUGGGGCAAUUCCGGUUGCCUGCUCGUUUGGGUAUUUUCUGGUCCGGGGCCUGGGGUCGCUGUUGGCAUGUCCACCUCGUGAAUUGGAUCACCGCUCUGUGGCAUCAACUCGCAAUUACGAAGCAAUCAAAGCGUAUACAAGAAACCAAGAUCCAUCACUUGGACGUCGAUGAGCAACCGCAUACGAGCAUGUUCGGCACGGCAAGGUUCGACUUUGGUUAG
Molecule: messenger RNA, 975 nt
Organism: Trichoderma aggressivum f. europaeum
Lineage: Eukaryota; Fungi; Ascomycota; Sordariomycetes; Hypocreales; Hypocreaceae
Exons: 4
Coding region: 1-975 (324 amino acids)
Source: RefSeq, a predicted model, not a curated record